UAAACAAAAUGAUCAUAUGACCGAACCAGCGAGUGGUCGCGAGCGCCAAAUAUCUUCUAAAUAUUGCGAUAAUUAUGCGUUAGCCAUGGAUGAAACAGUGGAAAGUGAGAAGCGGCCAUAUGUUUUGUGUGAGCUGGAAAAUUUUGGGCACAUCCUACAACCCUUAAAAUCCACCCAACGCAUAAAGUACACCUGUUUUGGUCUCUCUCAAAAACUUCUUGUUUUUGGUGCAACCAGCGGUGGUCUAUACAUUUUCAGGAGAGAGCCAUGUACCUUCCUUCAUCUUAUUCCCAGCAAGGAUGGACCAAUCAACAAAGUGUCAAUAUCUCCAGAUGAAAAAAUUUUGGCCUACGCCACUAGCAAAGGAGCUGUGGUGAUGAUUGAACACAAUGUGCUGCAAUCUCCUCCAGCUGCAGCCAGGAGGAUACAGAUGUCAAGCGAGCACUUGGGCGCUAAAGUCACUGCAAUGCAGUGGAACUCAAAAAGUGAUGAUCUAUACAUUGGUGACAACACAGGCAAAGUGUCGCUCCUUUGCGUCUCAGUCUUUACACCGAAAAAUAUUUUCCAAACUGCUUCAAUGCAACUGAUGCAACUGGACUCAAACAUCGUUCAGAUGGAUUUCGCACACGAUCUGAUGAUAAUCUCAACCCUCACGAGAUGCUACUUGUCUGACACUGAGAAGGAGCAGUACAAGCAAGUUGGACAGAAACUGCGGGAUGGCGAAUUCGGCGCCUGCUUCAUUUGCAAGAACGACGAAUGCAGCCAAUCAAAGGAGCAAACUGCCGCCUCAGUUCCUCCAGCUGCAUUGAUGGUCAAUCACUUUGAUCUGAUUGGGGCUAACGAGAGCCUUCCACUGCGCAUGAAGUGCAAAUUGAGGAUUUUCUGCGCCCGGCCUGGCUCAAGGCUCUGGGAGGUCAAUUGCGACGGAUCGGUGAUGAGCACUCACCAACUGAAGGAAUCCAUUUCAGCAGAGCCACCUUCUAAGAUAGUGUCACUGGCCAAUAUCAAGACGGAGCCAACGCCCGCGCUCAAAAGUGGCUUUAACUUUCCCAAAUUACACGCCAUUGCGGAUAAGUUUUUGUUCACUUAUCAACAAGACGGGCUGUACAUUUUUGAUCCAUAUAGCUCUCUAGUUGUCCUGUGGAACAAUUCAUUUACAAACAUAUUGGACGCACAAGUGUGGGAAGACUCGAUCUACGUUUGGCUCAAAUCUGGUGAAAUGCACGCCCUCAACUUUCAGCCUGUCGAAAAAUGCAUCAUCAAGUUGUAUUUCAAGAAGGAGUACCCAAUUUGCGCCCAGCUUUGCCGCAGCUAUUUGGAGCAUUUAAUGAAAAUCGUGCCAUCAGCCAGAAAGUUGCAUUUUAUUUCUGAUUUGGCCGACAAGCUUUCUGAUCACUCGGAAUUGCGACUGAGCAUUUUGCCACUCACCUCUGAAAUCCUCAAGUUCCUGCCAUCAAAGCGAUCAAGAGGACAGAAAAUGAAAAAUGGAAUAUACAAAAUUGGAAGUACCCUUGACAGCGAUGAGGAGGGUAAAAGUUUCCGCAUUUUGAGGUCUCUUUCUGGCAGUAGAUCAAGGAAAGCGUCAGAAAGAUCGCGGUCCCUGAGCGCCUCUCCGAAAAGGAAACCAACGACCCAAGCUAAAAGCAAUGAGUUGCCCAGAAACAGCAGCUCUCAAUCUCUCCCAGUGAACGCUGAAAACAAAUUGCUGACUUACGAGGAUGUGUGUGGACAUGAGUCUCCCUUUUCUGUGAUGACCUCGCCAGAGGCAAGAGCAGCUCUCCAAGAUUUGACGACAAUCCUUUCCAGCAAAAUUAAGAAGCAGUGGAUGGCAUUCGAGGGCAAAAUGAAAUAUUUUAGUCACGAAGUUCCCCUUUUAGAUGUAGGAGUCAAGACAAAUGGGGCAAAGAAGGAGACUGAGCAGAACGAGGAAGACUUUGACAGCCUCGAAAUUGUAAAAACAAACGGAAAGAAUGAAAGGCAAAUUAUUUGUGAGUCAGACAUCCCGCACAUAAUCGAUCUGAGAGACUCAAUCAGAAGUGGGAAUUUCGAGCAAAUUUUGCGCAGCUGUGACGUCUGUUUUAAAAUUCACUUUGGAAAUUUUAAUUUUAACAUGUUCCCCUUCAAGUCCUUUCUGCAACUUUCAGAACUGGAGGCCGUGAAAAAUUCUCUCCAUAAAGCAUUUGAAAGCAAGUUUGUUUUAAACCUGUUGCCUUCAACACCGACCUUGCAACCAGAUCGGGACUAUCCUGACAUGUUCAAAUCCACCCAUUCAGAUCAAGACCUUCUGCUUGACACUCAGUUGAGCCAACUGAUAUCAGCUUACGGAGAAGUUUUGGACGAGGAAACAAUAUUGCAAGAUCUGCAAAGUCUAGACGUGCCAUGCUACUUCAUGAGCUGGUGCUCUGUUUUAAACGCAUUCCAAAAUCAAGUACUCAAAUUCAUCACAUCCGAGUCCAGAGACAACAUCCGGCAGGCCAUCACUGACAAGUCCUGUCCCCUACCCCGGCUGCUGGAUGUCAUGUAUCUUCUUCUCCGGGUGUCAAGCAACGAAGGCAUCGACAUUUGCCUGUCAAUAGGAGAGCACGUCACGUUAAGGGACUUUUGCUACGUGGUGUUGAAGCUGCAGCAGCACAAGAUCACGGCGGGCAACGCUAGUCAGAAUAUACAACGAUACUGCCAAAAUAUAUUGUUGUCGGUCCUAACCAAAAAGUCAAUCAGUGAAGACUGUUUCGAGGAUGUGCAUGUUUACAAACUGGCGCUUGAAGCUUAUGUCAACUUAAACUUGGUCCAGGCGGAGUCAGCCUGCGUUUGCGGAUUUCCUCUGCCAGGAAGUAUGAGAAAGUAUCCUCUCCAGUUUACCGUUGUUGGUGACAUGCUCAUGCGGCAUUUGAUAAAAACAAACCCAGAGCAGUUUCUAAGUACACUUUCAAAGCUUGGCCAGUGGAAAGAUUUUCUGUAUUUCAAACUGGACCGUGGCAGCAAACUCAAUGACAUUAUGCCCCUCAUCCUGCAGUUAGACGAUCAAGAGAUACUGGACGAAUUUUUACCCCAAUUAGAUGUACAACUGUUUGAAAAUUUGAUGAAUAUACGAAAACGCCUUGACGAGUCAAAUGGGUGUUUCAACUGUGGACUGAACUUGAACUGGAAGAAGAAAUCUUUGGAUUGGACUUACCUGGGACAAACAGCUAUUAAGGCUAUUGGACCAGACCAGGCCAUAAAUGUACUUGAACGAUGCACUCCUCAAGGACAGACUGGCCUGCUAAAGAAGAGCUUCUUCCAAUCUUGCAUAUUUGCUAGUCUGUUGUCUGAUGCGCCAUCAAAAGCAAAGAAGGCUGUGAAUUUGAUGCAGAAGAGUACAGAGCCAAGCCAGCUUUUCUCCAAUGAGGUUGGUGGCAAAGUAAUUGAGGCCUUAACCAAGGAUCUAGCACUGCAAGGGGUGCUUCCAACCCAAUUCAUGCCCCCUGCUGCCUCUUCCGAUCACCACUGGGGAAUAAAGGUCCACCUCUGGGACCAGAAUUGCCCUCGAUGCUCUCUUCCAUUCGCAGACGACGUUCUUCUCAGGAACAGUGGAGUCCGGAUAUUUCCUUGCUCUCAUGCAUUCCACGUCGCUUGUCUUAGCGACGCCCCAACUGUAUGUAUGCAGUGCAAGGCUAAAGAAUAGUUUGAUUUACUGAUUGUGAGUUGUUCCUUAAUCACGUGCAAUUUUCCUGCUGAAAUCACCACGCUCAGCCAACAUUUGCUAACAUGGCCAAAUCAAGUCACGCCUGAAAGCUUGUGAUGCAAUAAUCCUUAUUUCAAUCAACUCUUGUAAACACCCUGAAAUUUACUUUUAAUCAUUUUAGAGGUCUUUAUCCCACAAUCCCCUUGUGAACCAAGCAUUUCUAUUUUUGUAGAGCCUAUAUAUUAGAUGGGUCAUAUUGAGAAUGGAAGCUAAUUAUUUUUAAUUCAAGCCUAGAGUGAAAUAUAUCCCUUUGUUUCGUACCAGAGGAAAGGCAUUGUGAUUAUUAUUUUCUGCACAUUUUGAAAAGUUUAUUGGACUUAAAUGUAAUUUUUGCAAAAUAAAAAGCUAAAUCGGA
This is a messenger RNA of Cloeon dipterum, 4076 nucleotides long. It is a transcript of the gene pink, whose product is annotated as WD40 repeat domain-containing protein pink. The record is from RefSeq and is a predicted model, not a curated record. NCBI's taxonomy places the organism in Eukaryota, Metazoa, Arthropoda, Insecta, Ephemeroptera, Baetidae. The coding region runs from base 17 to 3661 and encodes 1214 amino acids. The transcript is spliced from 7 exons. Gene Ontology annotation, cellular component: cytoplasm. Gene Ontology annotation, molecular function: protein binding. Gene Ontology annotation, biological process: developmental pigmentation.